UUCUAGAACAAGGCCGCGCUUUGAGUUGGUUGAAUUACAGAACAAAAUACGGUUGUUGGAUGCAUGAUGACAGUCUUGCAAGCAUGAUUGUAGAUCAUGCUGUGUCUUAAGCUUCCUUGGACCAAGGAUGUCACAGUGACGUCAUGAUGGAUAUAUACACCUUCGUUGAUGGAGAGUUAUUCAAAUUGAGAUUCGCCAGGUCGCACAGCUCUCUAUUCAGCGAGCACCAAUCCCUGGAUCCAGGGGAAAUGUUCCUGCUGUCCUGUCACUGUAAUUAAGGGUGGAGUGAGAGCUUCUCCCUGAGAGAUCGACGUAAAUUAGCUGAGAGUACAGCGUGACAAAUCGCGGAGAACCCCGCCGGGACUUUGCUAUCGUAAGGCCGGCUUAAUUACUACACGGAUCUGUGCAGCCACGAGAGAGAUAUCCAUACGCGUUGGAACAAUCAACGUUCAAAGUUAACUUACACCCACCAACCCAUGCUACUUGGACUUACAUCUCUGAGGAGUAAACACGAUAAUGAUACCUGAAUAAAUGCUUGAAUCUUGGCGCUCUGUGAGUUAAUUUCGUAGAGUCGUUGUUCAAGGAAAACACAUCUCCAGACAGUAGUCAUUGCUCCAAUUUUGCCACUCGUCCAGGAAAUUGAACCAAGCGUGAUCUUUUGCAGCGAUCGACGCGACCGCAUUGAAAAAAGGGUCAACUUUUUACCAACUCUUUUGUGUCAAAACUUGGAGCGAUACUUUUGACGUUUGGAAAUUUCUGCGUCCUUGAUGGUACACCAGAAGUUUUUUUCUGGAAACGAUCUGUGACUUCUGUUAGACGUUUUCAUCAAACCUUUACCCAUAGAAACGUUCACCUGCUAGCCUUUGACACUCUGCUCUAGUUUCCUAAAGGAAGUAGAAGCAGGUGGAUUUUAGUAUACCGAGCACAAUUCAGAUCGAUUGAGGGUUUUUUCAGCGAUUCCAAUUUUCUGCUAUCCGUAUGAUUGCCCGUCCAAACAGAUUUAUGGAGGUCACCGGCUCAGAGAUGCCGCCCGAUAAUCAAACGGUUAACUACGUUCAAGAUGAUAGCUUGCCCGCACUAGCCAUCGUCAACCUGAUAAUCCAGAUUGUUGGGAUUAUCGGCAACAGCAGCGUAAUCCUAAUCAUCAUCGGAUUUCGAGACAUGAGGAACAUUCCUAAUCUACAGAUCAUGAGCAUGGCAAUCGGCGAUCUAGUUUACCUCGUUAUGAACGUACCUGAUCUGAUUGCUUUUAACUUUUUCAAGGUGUGGCCUUUUGGUGAAGCUUACUGUAAGAUCACCCUGGCUUCUAUUUACAUUUCUCAAGGAAUUUCGGUGCUUACUUUAGCCGCCUUAAGUGCCGAUCGGUAUUACGCUAUCGCUCGCCCUAUGGCUCGUCGUAAGAUCAACGUAACGCGAUACACACUGAUUACAGUCAUUAUGAUUUGGACUUUGUCAUCUUUGUCGAGCAUCCCAGCCUUUGUCCUGGGUCGAUUAGAUCCAUAUUGCCACCUGCCACGUGAAACCAUCCCUUACCGUGUCUUCGUCAUCUUACAGGUUAUCUGUCUCUACAUCCUACCUUUGGGGCUUAUUACAAUGUUCUACGCGCUUACGGCUCACACCCUCUGUCGUGGAAUUGAACGAAUCGGUCACAAAGUUCGUGACGGUAAUGGUAGGCGUGACCCACACUCUAAAGCCCGUCGUCGCUUAGCGUUCAUCAUCCUAGUUGCCGUGUUCUGCUUUGCUGUGUGUUGGCUUCCUUACCACAUCUACACGAUCUGGAUUGAAUUCGAGAUCAAUGCUGAGGUCUUCAUCACACCAUUUAUGCUGGCCUUUAUGGACAUGACGUAUCUACUGGUUUCUCUGGCGUCUUGUCUCAACCCAAUCAUUCUUUACGUCAUGAGCUCCAACUACCGACGUCAUUUCAAGAGAAUGUUUUUCAGUUGGUGUAAAUGUUGUCGAGAUAAGAAUCAACCGCUGGGUCACACUUGGACAUUGUUGUCAGCCUUCAAGACAGCGGUUCCCAACUCUCGAAGAAGCAGUAUGGAGUUCCAGAUGAAGCAAAGUUCAUCUACACUGGUUUCGCAUAGCUAGAUACACAGCCUUGAAACUUGACUUUCAGAACCACAUUGGUCCUCAAGGCUCCAUUAAAUGUCCACAUUCCAUUUCCAAUGUGUUCAUUUUAUAUGUUGAUUGGAUUUGGAACAGUGGACCAGGAACAUCACGUUUGACUCAUAUUAGUAGACCCUCAUGUCGCAACUCUGUCUAUAGGGGCCUACAUGUUGCUACAUGCAGCUCGAAGAAGGUUUAUUUGGGGGAAAAUUCCUCAACUGACUUUCGACUUGAAGUUGAAGCUUUGGGUUAAGGAAGAACAUUUCCCAGUUGCACUAAUUUGCUUAAGAUAUAUCGCCGCACGUUCAUUGCAAUGAACUAACUUAUGUUACGUUUCUUCUUUAAACCGGUGUCUUUUUUUCAAGUUAGAUAUAGAAUACAUUUUUUUAUUUAUGGUAUUUCGAUUGUUUCGACUGAGUGAGCACAGGUCUCAAACAUUGCUUUGCACAUUUUACUCAAGCGUGAAAGCAACUACCAAAAGUACACUCAUAAAGUAGGCUAAAGUCUGCAUCGAUUUCCUUGUAAGGUUAAAUCAAUACCAAACAGCAACUAAUCUCAUUGCACAAACUAUACCUGGAGAUGAACACAAGUGAAUUAUCUUUGUUUUAGAAAUAAAAUGGCGAAGCUUUGUUUGAAAAAGAAAACUAUGAAUGAGAGUCUGUAGAUGGAUAUCUCUGGAUUGAAGGUCAUUUAUGAUUACAAGUCAAAAAGGGUGACUAUUUUGUACCGUGUGUUCGAUCCAACCAAAUUAAAGUUCGUGCUAUGAACUCGAUCGUAUACGAAAUAAAAUGUCUAGGCAUUGCAAUUUCUUUGGAAAGGACUUUUGAAUUUCGUCAAGGAUUUGUCUUGAUCUUUGUUUAUUAGCCUAUUGUUUUGGAGUUUUCACUCAUUUGUUACUUUUUAACUAUUAUUGUUGCAUUCUUAAUUGGUUUACGGCAAAAAAAGUUGAUAUAAAUAAUAAUGUCAAGCAGCUAGUUUUGUAUAAAAAAUUAAUACAACGCAACUGCUGAAAAAAAUAGUCAUAAGUAGAAGUGACAUACUUUGUUAUUUGUAAAGUAAAAUCUUUCUGAAUAUUUUAAGAUACUAACCGAUUUAUGGUGGCAGUGUUGGUAUUAGUAUGGUAGUACUAGAACACCCUAUCAAAAAAAUAUAUAUUUUCACUAAUUGAAUAUCAUUCUGUCCAGCCAGUACUGUAGUUGUCAUUUCAUAAUAGUAUAACUGCUACUAUCAUUGUGAGGCAACUACUAGCUGAAUAUUCUUCUUUUUAUACCUGUCACAAAGCUCAACCCGGUUCAGCAGCACAGCAUAUAUUGACAAUAAUGUGAAUGUCUUGGUGUGAUGCAGCUAGGCAAGAGCCACACACAUUUUGGAGCAGGAUUUUGAAACCAGAAUGUUAUUACGACUAGGUUACAGUUUCUUACCCAACAAUUGGAGACAAACAGUGAACUUUGAGUGCACAAAAAAAAUACGGCAUUGCAAUUUUGCUAUUUUUCAGAUCCACUAAAAUCAAACAAAGACAAGUUCGUCCGAGUGGGGCAAACUCAGUGAAGUCGCGGUCGCUGCUCUUAUCAUCAAUCUCAAUGAAACAGAAUUAAGCAUUUUGGAGUGAUACAAAAAAAAUCUCUCAUCGCAAAACAGCAGUGUUUGCUCCACCUGACUUAAGUUUAAUUUACGAGCAUAAAAUGGUGUAAUAAAAAAAAUUUAGUCAGUGUAUUUAAGCAGUGUAUAUACAGCUCUUUAAUGUUACUAUAAUUUGAAUGUAUAUAAAGAGUAUAAAUGGUGCAUCAACGGUGUGGUAUUACAAAUGAAUCAAAAUGGAAUAUUCCACAAAGUAUUAUACAGAAUAAAAAUUGACCUUUUUGUCUUUUUCAGCCACGAAA
Patiria miniata (bat star) is the source of this 3989-nucleotide messenger RNA. RefSeq names its product neuropeptide CCHamide-1 receptor-like. The record is from RefSeq and is a predicted model, not a curated record. Lineage: Eukaryota; Metazoa; Echinodermata; Asteroidea; Valvatida; Asterinidae. The transcript is spliced from 2 exons. Gene Ontology annotation, cellular component: membrane. Gene Ontology annotation, molecular function: G protein-coupled receptor activity. Gene Ontology annotation, biological process: G protein-coupled receptor signaling pathway. The coding region runs from base 979 to 2091 and encodes 370 amino acids.